Molecule: messenger RNA, 3455 nt
Organism: Anopheles arabiensis
Lineage: Eukaryota; Metazoa; Arthropoda; Insecta; Diptera; Culicidae
Product: gastrula zinc finger protein XlCGF26.1
Exons: 12
Coding region: 473-2260 (595 amino acids)
Biological process (GO): regulation of transcription by RNA polymerase II
Molecular function (GO): DNA-binding transcription factor activity, RNA polymerase II-specific; RNA polymerase II cis-regulatory region sequence-specific DNA binding
Source: RefSeq, a predicted model, not a curated record
GCAGCGGUAGUACAGGCAGCAGCACUAGCACCAGCAGCACCAGCAGCAGCACUGCGUCUUGAGUCGGUCAGUCAGUUGAACGCGCUUUCUCGGUGACCGAAGAAGUUGGUUCGGCGCGCGCGCUAUUGGGCUAUUGGUGGGGAGCAAAUUUCUCCAUCCCCCUUCGAAAGCUUGUGACCCGAGUGCAGUGGCAAAAGUUUUUCAAUUAUCCAACGUUUAGAGGUGUUUUAAUAAUUAAUACAAAUCGGUCUACCGUCGCGCCGUUGUGACUCGAGUGCGCGCGCGAGAUUCGGGCGCAAGGAAGCCAACAGGGGAGUGAAAGAGGCUGAAAGAGUGCUGGGAAAUCUUAAUAACAGACCGAUUAAAAAGUGAUUACUCUACGGUGCAAUUUGCCUGUGAUUGACUAGCCGGAAGCUUGCCGUGAUCGAAUAGCUCUUCUUUUUGGGACAACAGGAACAUUGAAUGCUCUUAUAUGGACAUUGACACUCUAUAUCUGCAACUCCUUCUUUUGCUGAAGCAAGGAAUCUCCAAAGGGAUGAUGCCCAACUUCUACGAUGGCUCCCGUCCCACGAUGGUACCCACCGGCUCCAACCUGCCGGUGCUGCUGGGCAAUACCGUCAAUCAAGGGGAUCCAAACUCGAAGAAGCUGGCACACUUCGAUCUCGAGGCAACUCUGCAGACCAUCGAUAACGAAGUGCUCGAUGGAGAGGAAGGAAGCUGCCCAAUCUGCAACAAGACUUUCAGCCGGAAAACUUCCCUGCUCAAUCACAUCCGGAAUCACUCGGCGGAAAAGAAAUAUGUGUGCGAGUUUUGCCAAAAAGGUUUCACCCAGCAAGCUAAUCUGCGCAACCACGUUCGCAUACACACCAACGAACGACCAUACGUGUGCGUCGACUGUGGAAAAGCCUUUACUCAGAUUACCAAUCUGAACAAUCAUCGACGAUUGCAUACGGGCGAAAGACCGUACGUUUGUAUAGAAUCAAACUGUGGCCGCUCAUUUGCUCAGGUCACAAACUUAAACAACCAUAUGAAAACGCACCACAAAACCACCCUGUACGUAUGCAAUCAGUGUCCGCGCAAGUUUAGCCAAGUUACUCAAUUGAACCUUCAUUUAAUUACCAACCACAGUUCGACUAGAGGGUUUUUCUGUCCGCAGUGCCCCGAUAAGUCGUUCAAGCAGCAGUCGCAUCUGCAGCAGCACAUGAAAAUUCACGGGACCAAUUUCGGCUACUCGUGCACCAAGUGUGAGGAAAAGUUUAUACAAGAGUCGCACCUGCUGCUGCACAUGAAGCAGCACGGCGAUUACGCCUGCACCAUGUGCUCGAUGACAUUUAACGACGAGGUGCUGUUGAAGAAGCACGUGCAGAGGCACGUCGACGGGAGAUACCUAACCUGCCCGGUGAUUAGCUGCAGCGAAGGUUUCACCAUGAAGAACCACCUCACGAAGCACAUGCAGAUGCACCAUCCCGCCGUCGAUCUCAAGAAGCUGGGCGCUCUGCCCGACGGAAACAAGGCGCCGAAGCACUUCUGCCACUAUCACAACUGCAACGAUUCGUUCGACACGGCGGACGGGUUGAGCAACCAUUUGCGGAUGGCGCACGGGUUACCGAUCGCCCUCCCACUGUCGCUGCCGGUGGACGACAAGAAGCUGAUCCAGCACGGGCUGCACGGACUGAACGGGGGGAUCGAAACGCCACCACCACCGUCGGUGCCACCGCAUCUGCUCCACUCGCAGCUGCAUCCCACCGCCUCGGUGAUGAAUGCCAGCUUCCAGUCAUAUCAGAACCAGAUCAACCAGGCCAACCAGCAGCUGGCGAACGGCAACGGGGACGGCAAGCUAAAGGUUCUAUCCGUAUCCGAUUUGCUCAAUAUAAGCGAGCAGCUGAACCAACAGCAACAACAAGUGCAAUCACAUCAGCAGCAGCAGCAACAACAACAACAGCAACAACAACAGCAACAACAACAUCUACAUCAACAGCAGCAGCAACAACAGCAGCAGCAACUACACUUACAGCAACGACCAGACAUGGCCAUGAAAGUCGACAUCGAUCAAAACCUUGACGACAAAAUGAGCAAUUUCAAUAGAAUUAAGACGGAGCUGCAGGCCAACAUGCUGGCCCAGACGCAAAACCUGUUCGGCAUCUCGAACACGCUGAACAACACCUUCAACGUGCAGCCGAAGCUGAUCUGCACCUACUGCUAUAACGUCUUCAAGACGCCCCAAACCUUGUCGCGGCACAUUGAGAAGUUCCACAGCUAAAAGGGGACCGAACCGAGGUGUGCUGUAGCGCCGGGGAAAUGGGCAAAGAAGCAAAACAAAACAAAAAACAAAGGUCAAGUGUGCCGGUUAUGAUUACCAAUGCCGACACGGUUCUUGCGAAGCUCUCAUGCGCCAUACAGAAAGCAUAGCAGCUGGAAGCAUGCCUUCGAAACGCAAAUCACUUGAAAAGUGGUUUGGAAAGCAUUUCAGUCGCGUACCACAUAUUAUGAGUAGGAUUAUGUUUUAGUAUACGUUCAGCUAGGAUCGGAUAGGGCAGUGUGCUGCUCGGUACAUCCAUUUAUCAAGUCACAAACCCAAUGGUCGUUUUAGUCUAUGGAAAACAGAAAAAAACAAAACGGUAACACAUUAUGCUGUACAAAAUGUAAUAAACCCGCGAUAGUCGAACAGAUAAGAUAUAGUAUUCGUAUAAAGAGAAAUAGAGAGAGAGAGACAGGGUAACGGAUACAUUGAACCGGUGUCAAGAGAUCCUUUCCCCGACGAUUUAGGCGACACUUCUGUAGGGCAGAAAGUUAGAAAUAUUUCGACGGCACAUCAUUAAGAGAAUAGUAACGGACAAUUGUGGGAUGUUGCGAAUGGAAAAGCGACUACAAAAAAGAGUACAAAAUGAACAAACAAUUUUUAAUGGACACUAUUAGGCAAACCACACAAAAAUAUAUCAACAUACACACUCACACACAGACACAUAGGCACAACGUGCGCUUUGGCAGCCGGAAGUGUGGGUAUAGCGUGUGCGGCAAGUGUAUGAGAAAUAUGUUCUAUUUCAGUUAGAUAUGGUGUACCUAUUGCCAGUAGAGAAAAAAAAACCUUUUAAACAUGAUAGUAGCGAUCAUUUGUUGUUAGAGAAAAGAAAAUGAAAGCGAAAAGGAAACAGUAAAGAAGCUCUAGCAUAUUCUGCACCCCAAUUUUUGUGAAUGUAUGUAUUCCAAUCGUCUCGGAAUCGGUCGUUAAAUAAAAUGAAUAAGAAAGUAUGAUGAUAGUUCUCGCGGCUGUUCCGGUCGCAACCGGUAACUCUUGAUUAGUUGGCGCAACCGGUGCUGCGUUCGUCGUGCUACAGUAACGCUAAACGUAGAGUGAAGCAUGUUAAUGUGUAAACCUGGACACCACGCGCAAAAAGAAAGGGGCAAUAUACCUAGUUGUGUGCAAUGGAAAAACAAUAAAUGGAACAUGAUCAUUU